Molecule: messenger RNA, 321 nt
Organism: Macrosiphum euphorbiae (potato aphid)
Lineage: Eukaryota; Metazoa; Arthropoda; Insecta; Hemiptera; Aphididae
Source: the annotation of a GenBank genome assembly
AUGCAAUUGGAAAUUAUUGAACUUCAAAGUUCAACAGUUUUAAAAUGCAAAUAUAAAGAGGCAUCUGAGAUAAUAGAAUUUUGGAAAUGCCUACCCGAGGAAGAUUUUCCAGAAUUACAUGAUGUAGCGUUGAAAUUGGUUUGCAGAUUUGGCUCUACAUAUAUAUGUGAGAAAAGUUUUUCGCGGAUGACUUUCAUUAAAAAUAAGUAUAGAACCAAACUAACAAAUUCUCAUUUGAAAAAUUUGAUGCUUCUAUCCUCAACUAAACUUAAACCAAAUUAUGAAGAGAUAAUAUCCAUGAAGCAAAUUCAACAUACCUAA